Messenger RNA from Calypte anna (Anna's hummingbird), 5068 nucleotides. RefSeq names its product SPARC (osteonectin), cwcv and kazal like domains proteoglycan 1 (gene SPOCK1). The transcript is spliced from 11 exons. Gene Ontology annotation, molecular function: calcium ion binding; protein binding. NCBI's taxonomy places the organism in Eukaryota, Metazoa, Chordata, Aves, Apodiformes, Trochilidae. The record is from RefSeq and is a predicted model, not a curated record. The coding region runs from base 134 to 1441 and encodes 435 amino acids.
AGCCGCUGACGGCGCCGACUCCGGGCUCGCCGGCUCCCCGACCCGCCGCCCGAGCCGCGGCAGCCGCACAAAGGAGAGGAGGAGGAGGAGGAAGAAGCGGCAACACGCACGGUGCUCCAAGCCCCGGCCGGAGAUGUCGGGGGUGCUGGUAAUCGCUGCCUGGUGCUUCCUGCAAGUGGAGAGCCGGCAUCCUGAAAUCAUCACGAGUAACAGCAAUCAUGGUAAUUUCCUGGACAACGACAAAUGGCUGAGCACCGUUUCGCAGUAUGAUAAAGACAAGUACUGGAACAAAUUCCGGGAUGAUGAUUAUUUCAGAAACUGGAAUCCAAACAAGCCUUUUGAUCAAGCCCUUGAUGCAUCCAAAGAUCCCUGUUUGAAGGUGAAGUGCAGCCCACACAAAGUGUGUGUUACUCACGACUAUGAAACUGCUGUCUGUGUGAGCCGCAAGCAGCUGGUGCACAGCCUCAGACAAAAGAAGGGCAACUUGGCCCAGAAGCCCUGGACUGGACCAGCUAACAUAGCCAAGUGCAAACCUUGCCCCAUGACACACUCCAGCCCUGUCUGUGGAUCUGAUGGACACACGUACACCACCAGGUGCAAGCUGGAGUUUCAUGCAUGUACUUCUGGCAAAACCAUCACAGCUCGUUGUGAUGGGCCCUGCCCCUGCCUUCCAGGACCUGAGAGUUCAAAACACAAAAUGGAGAAGAUUGCUUGCACAGACAAAGAGCUGAGGAGCCUGGCUUCACGACUCAAGGACUGGUUCGGUGCUCUCCAUGAGGAUGCAAAUCGUGUCAUCAAACCAACCAGCUCAGAGAUGGCCCAAGGCAGAUUUGACACCAGCAUACUGCCAAUCUGUAAGGAUUCCUUAGGCUGGAUGUUCAACAAACUUGACAUGAACUACGACCUGCUGCUGGAUCCCUCGGAGAUCAGUGCCAUUUAUCUGGAUAAGUACGAGCCCUGUGUCAAGCCCCUCUUCAACUCCUGUGACUCCUUCAAAGAUGGAAAGCUUUCCAACAAUGAGUGGUGUUACUGCUUCCAGAAGCCAGGAGGUCUUCCUUGCCAGAAUGAAAUGAAUAGAAUUCAAAAGCUAAGUAGAGGGAAGAGUCUGUUGGGUGCUUUCAUCCCGCGGUGCAAUGAAGAAGGUUACUACAAAGCCACUCAGUGCCAUGGCAGCACAGGGCAGUGCUGGUGUGUUGAUAAGUAUGGGAAUGAGAUAGCUGGCUCAAGAAAGCAAGGGACAGUGAGUUGUGAAGAAGAGCAAGAAACCUCAGGGGAUUUUGGCAGUGGUGGAUCUGUUGUAUUGUUGGAUGAUUUGGAAGAGGAACCUGAAGCAGCAAAAAAAGACAAAGAAGGGAAACUGAAGGUUCAUGUAAGAGCAGCUAAUGAAGAUGAUGAAGAUGAAGAUGAUGAUAAGGAGGAUGAAAUUGGUUAUAUAUGGUAGUGCCCAUCAUAAUGAGGACUUACAUUUUGCACAAUAUUGCAAGUCCCAUCAUAUCUCUGCAAUUGUAUCUGAGAGUACCUGGCACAAAUAUUUCCUCUCUACUGAAUUUAAUUUUGUAUAGUCUACUUAGUCUGGACAACAACUUUUUUUUUUCCAGCAAGGACUGUUUGGAAUACAACAUUUGUUCAGUUGGUUUGGGGGAUUUUUGUUCUAUCCACAGGGGCAAUGAGUUUUGUUUCAAAAACAUUUCAUGUCUUAAUCCUCAAAUGCACAGCUGAUGAAAUACAUACUGUGAAAGAGGAAUCACAGAAGGGGUUCAACAGACGAAUGCAAGGCUUAGAAUCCCUUCUCAUGUGAAAGAAUUUGUGUCAUAAAUUGUUACCUGGAUCACAUCAAAAAUAGUAAUUCUUCUUUCCUGAAGAAGGAAAGUAGGUGCCUCAUUUUCUAGUCCAUGUUUUUUUAUGUUCCAGUGGAGUCAGUCUCUAUGGAUAGUGACUUCUGGCUGCCCAGCACCAGAAAAGAAAGAAAGAAACCCACUGGCAGGAUUUUCUAUUCCUUACAUUUUCUACAAAUGAGUUCAACAGGCUUAGCCCAGCCCAUGCUGAAGGCAGAAUUCUCACCAGAGAUAGAUCACCUCCUUCACACUGCUCAUUUAGGUAAGAACACAGCCUUGAUAUUAAUUGAUGCUGAGAACCUGAAGUUAUCAUGGACCAAGCACUACAGAUAGGGACCAGUGUCCUCCUGCAUUUUAAAGUGUUUGAGAAAAGAGUGUUUUGUGAAUUUAUAGCAUCAUCACAACAUCCAUAGCUGGUCCUCAGCUUCUGUAAGAGCUCGGCUGCCCUAAGAGCUGCACUAACAUCCCCCAGGAGCCCUCUUGCUCACACGCUAACUUCUCCAGUUACUCUAAACCAUUCCUCAUUCCAGUUAUAAAGCUGUCAGAGACACUAACCAUCAAAAGUAAUAAGCUGUCAUUUCUUUAAUUUAAAUAGUUACUAUUUAUUUGGCCUGUUUCAAAAACCAAAUGUAGGUGGUCAUGUUUCAAAAGCCCCUUUGCUCAGCAUGACAAGCUGCACACUUGAAAUACACAUACCUAAAAGAGAAUAGCAUUAAAAUAAAAUCCAUGUUUCUCUCAGCAUCUCCCAUAUAUUCAUAGAUCUGAAUUGUGUCACAGAAUAUUGAUAUGAAAUCCUUUCCCAUGGCAGGUCUCUGAUGCAGGAAUGUACUGGGGUUACCUUUGAUUACUUUUGCUUUUUUCAGAACCUCAGCCCUACUGUUGUGUUAGGAAGCAGACAAGAGUGCUUUAGCAGUGCCUGUCAUUUGCCUGUGAGUUAUUUUGCAGAACAAAAAAAUCUGCUUAUUACACAGAAAACUAAUUCUAUGGAGGCUUGUUUGGGUUUUUUUUUCUCCCUCUUAGUUUUGGAUGUAGAUGUGGAGAUAUUAUGGAGUCAAAUCGUAGCUGGUUACAUUUACAUUUAAAAGCAGGCAAAUCCCAUGCUGGUUGGCACUUGUCAUUUUGGAGGGUGACUGUCCAUGGGGCCUUGGCCCUCUCAGAUGUGAUCACAAGAGCAAUACAGAAGAGAAACUCAUUUCAGACAGCACGUGUGUCAGGGGCACAGUUGUUUUCUCCUCUUUCAUUUCCUAUUUAUCGAGAUCAGUGACCUGAGAACAAAGAGCAAGCCUGUCUAAUUAGGAAUGCAGAAGGAUGUGUAAAACUGUGAGGAAUGUGUUGUGUCACACCCCCCACAUCCUCCCAAAAAUCUGCCAUCAGACAUUUGCAAGAGUCCCACAGCCUGCCCUGCCUCAAAGCCCUUUGGGUUUCCUAUAGCUUUUGAAAAUUUCCUUUAAAAUCACUAUCCAGGAGCUGUACAACAUACAUAUUCCCCCCACAUUUACUGUUCACCUCUCAUAGAAAAGGAUGCUGACUGCAAGAGGACCAGCUGCAACCAGCAUUUCUGUGGCUCUUCAUAGGUUUAUUUCCUGAGAAAUAAAAUCAUAAUGGUUAGACUAUCAACACCCUCAGCAGCUUGGUUCUCACACAUGGUUAUAUCUUAAGCUACAAAUCAAUUACCAUUGGAGCUGGGCAAACACCCCUAGCCAGAAGUCCUUCUUCAGUUGUUCAAAUGUUCUGAAUCAGGGCCAGCACUGGGAAAACAACAUUUUAGUGACCAGCUCAGUGGGGUCAGCUGCACACAAGUUUCAUGACCAUAAUGUCCACUCCCAAAGUGUCCCAGCCUGGUCCAGAGCAGGGCAGACACACUUUGUGCUGGGAAGGGAAGCUCAGAUGAUUGCUUUAGGAGCAAGUUCCUAAAUAUUACAAAGUAAAACCCUAUAGUGAUCCACCGGAACCCUCCAGUGGUUGAGAUAUAUAUACAUAUGUGUAUAUGUGUGUGGCUGUGUAUAUAUAUGUUUAUACACAUACAUGUGUGUGCAUACAUGUGUCUGUGUGUCCAGGUUGGCGAGACGCAUUAAGAAAAUAUUUCUUUAAAAGAAAACAGUGAUUCUACCAAGAACCAGUGCUCUUCCAAAUCAAGCCCCUUCCAUUCUCUAUGUUUUGUAAAGGCUUUGAGUGGAGUCCAGCUUAAUUUAGUUCCUUCUUAAUUCUUUUUUUUUUUUUUAAAAAAAAAAGGACAUCUCAUAUGCAUCGAGUCAUUGAAUUGCCAAAUACUAUCUCAUUGUGAAAAACAGUUGUCCCAUUCUUACAGAGACACACAGUUGUCUUUUAGAGCCACAAACCAAUUUUUAAUCUCAUUUUAUUUUCAUAUUAGAGAUUAUAAAACACUGUUAGGCAUUGCUUUAUAUUUCAAGGUGUCCUUUUAACUGCUGUGGUUAAAUCAAAAUCUCCUUGAGUUCAGAUUUCAGCACAGUUGGAUUUUUUGGGGGUCUCUACUGGCCUUUGUUGUGCUCACAAGAAUCCUUUUCCUUUGCUUUGUCUUUUUUUUAAGCUAUUCUGUGCUCUUAUUUUAAACCAUUUGAAGUGUUUAUUUAAUAUUUAUUCUACAGUUUAUAUUGAAAAAAUGUAAAGUUUAUAUUUAAAAUGACACUGUUUGUUAGUGAAUGCUUCUCUUUGCCUCUCCAGCCUAGUCCGUUAGUCUCAGUGCACAUUUCUGGCAUGGGAAUAUUUUGAUAUUAGAAGUUUUGUAGCAUCUUUUCCCCUCAAGCAGCAAAUGACAUAGAUCUAAGGUCACCACUUGAUACAAAUCACCAGAUUGCUCAAGCUUUUCUUCCUACAUUUGUUGGCUUUUCUUGCAGUCCCUUCUGUAUGCCAUUCAAGUUCCUUUAAUACAUAGACUGCUCUGUACAGUUCCUAGACAUCAAAAAGCCCUUUCUACACUAGGUGGGUUUUGGUCUUUUUAUACUUUUCUCAAUGCUGUCGAUGUCUGCUACUGUUCAAUGCGUAGAUCUGUAAGGAGAGCUCCAAAUAUUACGUGUUUCAGUUUGAUGUCCCUGCUGUAGAUGGAUGUAGCCUCUCAUAGUAAUUAGAGCUGCACAGUAAAUUCUGAAUGCUUUUUCCCUAAGGAGUUAAGUGGAAUGUGAGCAUUUCGCUACCUUUGGUUAACUGUAAAUGCUUAACUGUAGUCUGAAAUAGUUGCAUUUUUGUCUGUCAAUAAAUUUUAAUUUGUCUGCGAC